Molecule: messenger RNA, 806 nt
Organism: Corticium candelabrum
Lineage: Eukaryota; Metazoa; Porifera; Homoscleromorpha; Homosclerophorida; Plakinidae
Product: calcium uniporter protein, mitochondrial-like
Exons: 2
Coding region: 169-498 (109 amino acids)
Biological process (GO): mitochondrial calcium ion homeostasis; calcium import into the mitochondrion
Cellular component (GO): mitochondrial inner membrane; uniplex complex
Molecular function (GO): calcium channel activity; uniporter activity
Source: RefSeq, a predicted model, not a curated record
GUAGUUGCUAAUUGAAUAUCAUGCUUGCAGAGAAAGAAAGAGGAUGAGCUAAAGGCCGAACUAGAGCGUUUGGAGCACGAAAUCCGUCCUCUUGAAGAAACUCAUUCCGAACUUGCUAGUAAGUCUAGCUUCCGUACGAGCGUAUUCGUCUGGGGAGGCCUCGGCUUCAUGGCACUGCAGUUCGGCAUCCUAGCACGACUAACCUGGUGGGAAUAUUCGUGGGACAUCAUGGAGCCCGUCACAUACUUUGUCGGUUAUGGCACAGCCAUAGCCUGCUAUGCAUACUUUGUAUUAACAAGACAGGAAUACUUGUUUCCGGAUGUCCGGAAUCGACAGUACCUCUUGUUCUUGUAUCGAUUUUUUGGAAAGAAAAGGUUUGAUGUGGAGCGAUAUAAUGAACUCAAGAAUGCAAUAGCAGCUAAGAAGGACCAGCUUCGUUGUCUACAUGAUGCCCUGCAACUCAACCUCACGGCUCCACGAAAACUGGAUGAUCAGUAACGGUGGGGAAUUAGUCAACAAGUCGUUGCUGUUUCUCAACAUUUUUGAUGACUGGCUAAACUUACGUAGUUUCUUCAUUACUGCCAACAUUCUUGUCUCUGUUCAAUUCUUUUUACUUGAUAUUCAUAGUGUCACACAUUUUAGGGAGUAGUCUCCGUUGAAUAAGUUAUAUUGUGGUGUACAUAUUGACAUUGCACUGAUCUAUUCAGAACCACCUGCCUUAUCGCUUGAUCCAUAUGUAAUGACCAUGCCAUGAUGCACGAUACAGGUUACAACAAGAUGUAGUAAAACCCAAAUUCUGGACCAAU